CUUUCCUCUCCGUUCCGCCCCACCCAAAGCCCGGCUUGGUCAAAGAAGAGGGGAAGGCGAGAGGACUAGCUAACCACGGUAUCAGAUCUCCCUUCGCCUAGAAGGGCCAUCCCCAGAUCCUCCUGCGAUGAAAAGGGUUUCUUCUUCUUUGACGCGAUCGCCACCGGGGAGAUCGUGAGGACAACGAGCGAGGAGAUCGUUCGACAAUCAGGUGCCCACGUCUCAUCUUUGGUCCACGAAUCGAAUCAGGAUAUCCUUUUGUUUGUCUCCUACACCGGGAAUAACCUGUUGGAUGCAUCAUAACCAUAUGCUUCUCCGCCUAUGAUGAAACGCUUUGUCUACAUCAAUGAUGAUUCUUCCCAGGAUCUAUACUGUGACAACCGGAUAUCUAACAGAAAGUAUACGUUAUGGAACUUUCUCCCUAAGAAUUUAUGGGAACAAUUCAGGCGGUUCAUGAAUCAAUACUUUCUGCUUAUUGCCUGCCUCCAGCUAUGGUCACUUAUUACUCCUGUGAAUCCUGCAAGUACUUGGGGUCCACUUAUCAUUAUCUUUGCUGUAUCUGCAACAAAAGAGGCAUGGGAUGACUAUAAUCGAUAUCUUUCAGACAAGCAAGCAAAUGAGAAGGAAGUAUGGGUUGUAAAGGAUGGUAUACGUAAACAUAUUCAAGCACAAGAUAUUCAUGUUGGUAAUAUAGUGUGGCUACGAGAGAACGAUGAAGUACCUUGUGAUCUUGUUUUAAUUGGAACAUCUGAACCACAAGGCAUCUGCUAUGUUGAGACUUCUGCUUUAGAUGGUGAGACUGAUCUAAAAACACGGGUUGUUCCAUCGGCUUGUAUUGGGCUAGCAUCGGAACAGUUGCAUAUAAUUAAGGGUGUUAUUGAGUGCCCGAAUCCUGAUAAAGACAUCAGAAGAUUUGAUGGAAAUAUGCGAUUGUUUCCUCCCUUUAUCGAUAAUGACUUGUGCCCACUAACUAUCAGUAACACACUUCUGCAGUCUUGCUAUUUAAGGAAUACAGAAUGGGCUUGUGGAGUUGCAGUCUAUACAGGCAAUGAAACUAAGUUGGGGAUGAGUAGGGGUGUACCGGAGCCAAAACUUACUGCUGUGGAUGCAAUGAUAGAUAAGCUGACUGGAGCUAUCUUUCUGUUCCAAGUUGUUGUUGUUAUUGUCCUGGGUUUUGCAGGGAAUAUUUGGAAGGACACUGAAGCUCGUAAGCAAUGGUACGUUAAGUAUCCAGAGGAUGGUCCAUGGUAUGAACUUCUGGUGAUUCCCCUACGUUUUGAACUUUUGUGUUCCAUCAUGAUACCUAUUUCUAUAAAGGUUUCUCUGGACCUAGUGAAAGGUAUAUAUGCGAAGUUCAUUGACUGGGAUGAGGAAAUGUAUGAUCAUGAUACUAGGACUCCUUCUCAUGCAGCUAACACAGCGAUAAGUGAAGAUCUUGGACAAGUUGAGUAUAUAUUGACUGACAAAACUGGGACGCUAACAGAGAAUAAGAUGAUCUUCAGAAGAUGUUGUAUAAAUGGUGUUUUCUAUGGAAAUGAAAGUGGAGAUGCUUUGAAAGAUGUCCAACUGUUGAAUGCUGUUGCCAAUAAUGUUGCUGAUGUAAUCAGAUUUGUCACAAUCAUGACAGUUUGCAAUACAGUUAUCCCUAUUAGAAGCAAGAGUGGAACCAUCUCAUAUAAAGCACAAUCACAAGAUGAAGAUGCACUUGUUAAUGCUGCUGCUCGAUUGCAUAUGGUGCUAAUCAGCAAAAAUGGCAGUAGUCUUGAGAUAAAUUUAAAUGGAUCACUAAUCCAGUAUGAGAUACUAGAUAUUCUGGAGUUUACUUCUGAUCGUAAAAGAAUGUCAGUGGUUGUUAAAGACUGUCAAGAUGGAAAGAUCCUCCUCUUAUCCAAAGGCGCUGAUGAAGCGAUUCUGCCUUGUGCCUAUGCUGGGCAGCAAAUAAGACCCUUUGUUGAUGCUGUGGAGCAAUAUGCUCAAUUGGGUUUGCGUACUCUAUGCUUGGGCUGGCGUGAGUUAAAAGAUGAUGAGUACAAUGAAUGGUCACAUGCAUUUAAGCAGGCGAGAAGUACAUUAGUCGAUAGGGAGUGGAAGCUGGCUGAGGUUUGCCAAAUAUUAGAGCAUGACCUUGAGAUUAUUGGUGUUACUGCUAUUGAAGACCGGCUUCAGGAUGGUGUACCAGAAACUAUUGAAACACUAAGGCAGGCAGGAAUCAACUUUUGGAUGUUAACUGGUGACAAACAAAAUACAGCCAUCCAAAUCGCUCUUCUUUGCAACUUCAUUUCUUCAGAACCCAAAGGACAACUUCUGUUUAUCAAUGGUAAAACUGAAGAUGAAGUACUCAGAAGCUUAGAGAGAGUGCUACUCACAAUGAGGAUAACCUCUUCAGAGCCUAAGGAUUUGGCAUUUGUUGUGGAUGGUUGGGCCCUUGAAAUAAUUUUGAAACAAUAUAGAGCUGUGUUCACCGAGUUGGCAAUCCUCUCGAGAACUGCGAUCUGCUGUCGUGUGACACCUUCCCAAAAGGCUCAGCUUGUCGAGCUUCUAAAGUCAUGUGAUUACCGAACUUUGGCAAUUGGCGAUGGUGGAAAUGAUGUCAGGAUGAUACAGCAGGCUGAUAUUGGUGUUGGGAUUAGUGGACGGGAAGGCUUGCAAGCUGCAAGGGCAGCUGACUAUAGCAUCGGAAAAUUCCGGUUCCUUAAAAGGUUGAUUCUUGUUCAUGGGCGCUAUUCUUACAACCGAACAGCUUUUCUCUCACAAUACUCCUUUUACAAGUCAUUGCUGAUAUGUUUUAUACAGAUAUUUUUUUCUUUCUUUUCAGGUGUUUCUGGAACCAGCUUAUUUAAUUCCAUUAGUUUGAUGGCUUAUAACGUCUUCUACACUAGUAUACCUGUUUUAACAGUUGUCCUAGACAAGGACCUUAGUGAGAAAACAGUGAUGCAGAACCCACAGAUUUUAUUAUAUUGUCAAGCUGGAAGGCUCUUAAACCCGAGCACAUUUGCUGGAUGGUUUGGUCGUUCAUUAUAUCAUGCAUUAGUUGUUUUCUUAAUAACUGUGCACGCAUAUGCUGAUGAGAAAAGUGAGAUGGAAGAGCUGUCAAUGGUCGCACUCUCUGGAUGUAUUUGGUUGCAGGCCUUUGUCGUGACAAUUGAGAUGAAUUCCUUCACAACCUUGCAACACCUUGCUAUCUGGGGUAAUUUUGCGGCUUUCUAUUUCAUCAACUCUGUAGUCAGUACCAUACCAUCAGCAGGAAUGUACACCAUCAUGUUUCGCCUCUGUAGACAGCCGUCGUACUGGAUAACUGUGGUUCUUAUUGUUGCAGUAGGAAUGGGUCCAGUGCUAGCCCUCAAGUACUUCAGAUAUACAUACAGAUCAAGUGCCAUUAAUAUACUUCAGCAGGCGGAGCGAUCUCGUGGACCCAUCUUCUCAAUGGGGGGCCUUGAGUCCCAGCUCAAGUCCCUAGAGAAGGAUGUUGCUUCAUUGUCGACAUCCCAGAGUAAAUUCAGGAACAGUGUUUAUGAGCCCCUGCUAUCAGCAUCUGACCCUCCAACAUCUACCAGAAGGUCCAUAGGACCUGCAACAUUUGAUUUCUUACAACCAGCGCAAUCCAGGCUGUCCUCAUCUUACUCAAGAAAUUGCAAAGAUAAUUGAUUUUUUUUUUGUCAUUUUUUCAGUACACAAAGAAAUGUGAAAUUUCUGCUGUGAAAAGAACUUGAAAGAAGGAAUUUCCUAUAGAAAGUUCGAUAUGGAAUUUUUGGACUGUUGUCAAAAUGUACCUACCGGAUACAGAAUCAAGAAUGCUUAGGCCUAACAUAAGUGUUUUAUGCUCGUUGAGAAACUCAAUGCUGAAGGACAUGCCAAAAUAAAAUGCAUAUUCCAUAAGUUACCUAAA
Molecule: messenger RNA, 3886 nt
Organism: Musa acuminata AAA Group (dessert banana)
Lineage: Eukaryota; Viridiplantae; Streptophyta; Magnoliopsida; Zingiberales; Musaceae
Product: phospholipid-transporting ATPase 2-like
Exons: 25
Coding region: 322-3645 (1107 amino acids)
Biological process (GO): phospholipid translocation
Cellular component (GO): plasma membrane
Molecular function (GO): ATP hydrolysis activity; ATP binding; ATPase-coupled intramembrane lipid carrier activity
Source: RefSeq, a predicted model, not a curated record